This is a messenger RNA of Mercurialis annua (annual mercury), 2163 nucleotides long. RefSeq lists its product as uncharacterized. NCBI's taxonomy places the organism in Eukaryota, Viridiplantae, Streptophyta, Magnoliopsida, Malpighiales, Euphorbiaceae. The record is from RefSeq and is a predicted model, not a curated record. Gene Ontology annotation, molecular function: RNA-DNA hybrid ribonuclease activity; nucleic acid binding. Bases 1 to 2163 code for a protein of 720 amino acids. The transcript has 6 exons. Gene Ontology annotation, biological process: DNA integration.
AUGAAAAUCCCAGUGAAAAACGAGGUUAUAACUAUCAGGGGAAAUCAAACCCUAUCUAGGCAAUGCUACAUGGCCAGUAUGGGCAGCACGGUGGAAACGAUGAACAUCGAUACACCGGAGUUGCUCCUCAGAGAGAAGAAAGCCCAGAAACCCCGAGAAAACUUAGAAACGAUUGAACUUACAGAGGGAUCCGAGAUGUGUGUAAAGCUGGGGAUAGAUUGGCCAAACGAGCACCGGGAAGCUAUUAUAGCUCGGAUAAAACAGAAAGUAGAUUAUCCGGAGUGGCUGGCUAAUGUGGUUUUGAUCAAGAAGUCCAACGAUCAACUGGGCAAGAACGUCGAGGUUUAUGUAGAUGACAUAGUCGUGAAAUCCAAGGGGAUCGAGGAUCACGCAGAGGAUCUGGCAGAAACUUUUGAAAAGCUAAAGGGUUUUAACCUCAAGCUGAACCCGGAAAAGUGUGUUUUCGCAGUCCGCUCGGGGAAAUUUCUAGGGCACCUCAUCUCGGAGAGAGGCAUCGAGGCGAACCCGGAGAAAAUCGAGGCAGUAAUGAACAUGAAAGCACCCAGCUCGGUGAAAGAAGUACAAAAGUUGAACGGGAGAGUAACGGCGUUGGGAAGAUUCAUGAAGGAGUGUAACACAGCUUUUGAAGAACUGAAGGUUUACCUCAGCACACCCCCGGUGCUAGGUAGACCUGAGCCUGGGGAAAUCUUAUAUUUGUAUCUCUCGGUGAAUGACGAGACAGCAGCGGCAGUCCUGGUGAAGGAAGAUAAGGUGGCGGCGGAAAAGCUAAGGAGAUAUUUCGAGGCUCACAUCAUUGUAGUACAUACGGACCAACCUCUGAGAAAGGCGCUGCAGAGGCCAGAGAUGUCGGGACGGUUGGUCAGCUGGUCGGUCCAGCUGGGAGGAUAUGACAUCCGGUAUGAACCGAGACCGGCUCUGAAAGCACAAGUAUUGGUAGAUUUCAUAGCCGAGACCACAACAAGCGACCAACCUGAGGAACCUGACGAACAACUUCUACGGUGGGUCUUAGAAGUCGACGGGGCAUCAAAUCUGGAAGGAUCUGGGGCAGGUGUGGUCUUGAAAGGCCCUCACGGAGUCACACUCCGAAACUCGGUGAAAUUCGAUUUCCCGGCAUCCAACAAUGCUGCGGAGUAUGAGGCUCUGUUGAUCGGAUUAAGAAUGGUAAACGUGGUCAAGGCCGAGCACGUAACAAUAAGGAGUGAUUCUCAGUUAGUCGUUUGUCAAAUCCUGGGUACUUUUGAAGCUAGGGAUUCGGAAAUGAGGAGAUACGUGGACAGAGUCAACAUCGACAACCACGAAACCAUUUUCCUAACUCAGCCUUUGGAAAAUUGGAUGCAAGGUAUAGCCCACUACCUGAUGGAUGGAACUCUGCCAGAAAACAGAGAUAAAGCCUACAAAAUCUUGCGACAAGCUCCGUACUACGCGUUCCUCGACAGAGUCUUGUACAGAAAGUCAUUCACCCACCCGUGGUCGAGAUGCCUGACAGCAGAGGAAGGGGAGUAUGUUUUGAGGGAAAUACAUGAAGGGAUUUGUGGGGCACAUAUAGCUCCUCGCAUGUUGGCAAAGAAAGCAGUGUUGCAAGGCUACUACUGGCCCCUAAUGGUCAGGCAAGCAGAGGAGAUAGUAAAGAAGUGUGAAAACUGUCAGAGGCACCAGAACAUCCGACAUGCUCCUACUACAGAGCAGUGUCCUAUUACCAGUCCUUGGCCGUUUGCAACUUGGGGAAUUGACAUCCUGGGACCUUUCACGCCAACCACGGGGCAGAAAAAGUUCUUGAUAGUGGCAGUAGAUCACUUCACAAAGUGGAUCGAGGUAGAGGCAGUGAGUACCAUCACAGAAGCCCGGAUCAGGGAUUUCUUCUGGAGGCAAAUCGUGUGUCGUUUCGGUAUACCCAGAGCGUUGGUAACUGACAACGGGAAGCAGUUCAACUGUCGAGCCUUCAAGGAAUUUUGCAACGACUUGCACAUUGACCUGCGUUUCACUUCGGUAGUUCACCCGCAAAGCAAUGGGAUGACCGAAGUAACCAACCGGACGAUCCUAAAAGGGCUUAAGGCCAGACUAGGGGAGUUUGAUAGACAGUGGCUGGAAGAGCUACCGAAGGUCAUAUGGGCUUACCGAACCACGCCAAGGGCAGGCACAUGA